UGAUACAAAUAACAAAACCCCAAAGAAAAAAAAAAAAAAAAGGCCGAAGCCUUUCUUCUUCUUCUUCCUCGUAUCAUUCAAUUUCCCAUCAUUUCCAUUUCACUGCCAUAACCAUUCCACAGUCCUCUCUCCGCCUUCAGCUCAUCCUCUCUGCACAAGGAGGUUGGAUGGCGGGGAAGUCCAACAAGGGGAGGAACCGUCGGGGUUCUCAUGGCAAUACGAGCUCCGCUGAGUCGGCUCAUGCUCAGCCUUCUGGCGCCGCCGCGAAAGAGAAUGCGAGUGCCUCCCCGGAGCCGAGUGUGGCCGACGAAAAUGGAGCUGAGCUGAAGCCCGAGGCGAAGGAGUCGGAGAACUCCGAUUCUGCGGCCCAACCUAAGCAAGGUGAUCUUCAUCUUUACCCAGUGCCUGUCAAAACACAAAGCGGGGAAAAGCUGGAGCUGCAGUUAAAUCCAGGGGACUCUGUGAUGGAUAUCAGACAGUUUCUCCUUGAUGCCCCAGAGACAUGUUUCCACACAUGCUAUGAUUUGAUCCUGCACACAAAGGAUGGUUCGAGUCAUUACCUUGAGGACUACAAUGAGAUUUCUGAAGUAGCUGAUAUCACUACUGGCAGUUGCACAUUGGAAAUGGUUCCUGCACUCUAUGACGACAGAUCAAUUAGGGCUCAUGUUCAUCGGACAAGAGAUUUGCUGUCUCUUUCCACACUUCAUGCCUCUGUAUCAACCUCGCUUGCUCUGCAGUACGAGACAGCUCAAAAUAAGGCUUCUGGUGUUAAAGAUGCCUCCAAAAUUGAGGUGCCGGAGCUUGAUGGUUUGGGUCUUAUGGAGGAUGUUACAAUGUCAUUGGGCAAUUUGCUAUCAUCUAUGUCAAAAGAAAUUAAAUGUGUGGAAAGCAUCGUAUUUUCGUCUUUUAAUCCACCUCCAAGCUAUAGAAGGCUUGUUGGAGAUCUGAUUUACUUGGAUGUAGUAACAUUAGAGGGAAAUACAUUCUGUAUCACCGGAACCACAAAGACUUUUUAUGUCAAUUCAAGCUCUGGAAAUACUCUUGACCCAAGGCCGGGUAAAGCUGCUGCUGAAGCAACCACACUUGUGGGGCUGCUGCAGAAGAUCAGCUCUAAGUUCAAAAAAGCUUUUCGUGAAAUCUUGGAGCGGAAGGCCUCCGCACAUCCAUUUGAGAAUGUUCAAUCUCUGUUGCCUCCAAAUUCAUGGCUGGGACAAUAUCCCAUUCCUGAUCACAAGCGUGAUGCAGCCAGAGCUGAGGAUGCACUAACUCUUUCAUAUGGUAGUGAGCUGAUUGGCAUGCAGCGAGAUUGGAAUGAGGAGUUGCAAUCCUGUCGUGAGUUUCCCCAUACAACGCCUCAUGAAAGGAUAUUGCGUGAUAGGGCUCUCUACAAGGUGACUUCUGACUUCGUUGAUGCAGCAGUCAGCGGUGCAAUGGGAGUCAUUAGCAGAUGCAUACCCCCAAUAAAUCCUACUGAUCCUGAGUGCUUUCAUAUGUACGUUCACAACAAUAUAUUCUUUAGUUUUGCUGUUGAUUCGGACAUUGAGCAGCUUUCCAAGAAGCGUGCUGUUGAUUCUACAUCAAUUAAUGUGGGCACUAGUUCAAUGGGUACAUCUUCUGAUACGUCAGCUGGUGAUUUACCACAUGCAAUUAGUGGAAAUGGAGAAAACAUUAAAGGGUCAAAUAUUGGGGGAAAUGCUGGUGCAGUUGAACUGGAGCCUGAGUUAUCUGCUGAGACUCAGAUCACUGACAGUGAACAGGCUACAUAUGCAUCUGCAAAUAAUGAUCUUAAAGGAACCAAAGCAUAUCAAGAGGCUGAUGUUCCUGGACUGUACAAUCUUGCGAUGGCCAUAAUUGAUUACAGGGGCCAUAGAGUGGUUGCACAGAGUGUCUUGCCCGGUAUUCUUCAAGGGGAUAAAUCAGAUUCCCUUUUGUAUGGUUCUGUUGACAAUGGCAAGAAGAUAUGCUGGAAUGAAGAUUUUCAUUCUAAGGUUUUAGAGGCUGCAAAAAGCCUUCAUCUGAAAGAACAUGCAGUGCUUGACGGCUCUGGAAAUGUCUUUAAACUGGCAGCACCAGUGGAAUGCAAGGGCAUUGUUGGCAGUGAUGAUAGGCACUAUCUUCUUGAUUUGAUGAGAGUAACACCUCGUGAUGCAAACCAUACGGGACCAGGCUCUCGAUUUUGUAUAUUGCGGCCUGAAUUGGUCACUGCGUAUUGUCAGGCCCAAGCUGCAGAGAAAUCAAAGCAUAAGUCUAAAUCAGAUGCUGGUGCUGAUAUGGCAGCAAAUUCCUCUACAGUUGCUGAUGAAAAUGCAACCAAUAAGGAAGAGGCUGAGCAGCAAGCAAAGCUUGGGGCUGUUGCUGAUGAUCAUGGGAGAACUGAAAAGGUUGAUGAGAAAGUCAAAGUUGAGGCUGAUGUUGAACCAUCAGGAAGCAAGGACAUUGCAAAACAGAAAAUGGAAGAUUCUUUGUCACAAUCGGCUCCUGUGCCUGCUGAAUCAAGUGAGGAGAUACUUUUUAACCCUAAUGUCUUCACCGAAUUCAAGUUGGCUGGCAGUGAAGAGGAAAUAGAGGCAGAUGAAGAAAAUGUGAGGAAAGUUAGUUCCUACCUUACAGAAGUGGUGCUUCCAAAAUUUAUACAAGAUCUCUGCACCCUUGAAGUUUCACCUAUGGAUGGUCAGACAUUAACUGAAGCACUCCACGCGCAUGGAAUUAAUGUUCGUUACAUUGGAAAGGUGGCUGAUGGGACAAGACAUAUGCCACAUCUUUGGGAUCUUUGUUCUAAUGAAAUCGUGGUCAGGUCGGCGAAGCAUAUUUUCAAGGAUGCUCUGAGGGAUGCAGAAGAUCAUGAUCUUGGGCCUGCAAUAUCUCACUUCUUGAACUGCUUCUUUGGAAAUUCUCAAGCUGUUGGUUCAAAAGGCACUAAUAACAGUACACCGUCAAGGAUCCAAAAGAAGGAUCAGGUUGGCCACCAUUCUUCUGGCAAAUCACCGAGGGGACAAUCAAGGUGGAAAGGCAGAACAUCUACAAAAAAGAAUCAAUCUUCAUACAGGAAUUUCAGCUCAGACUCCAUUUGGUCUGAUAUACAAGAAUUUGCGAAAGUGAAAUACAAGUUUGAUUUGGCGGAGGAUGCAAGGUCUCGGGUUAAGAAAGUUGCAGUUAUCCGCAACUUUUGCCAAAAGGUUGGCAUCUCUCUUGCUGCUCGCAAAUAUGAUCUUAAUGGCUCUGCACCAUUCCAGCCAUCUGAUAUCUUGAAUAUCCAACCAGUGGUGAAGCAUUCAAUUCCUGUAUGUUCAGAGGCGAAGGACCUUGUGGAACUUGGAAAAGUCCAGCUGGCUGAGGGCAUGCUCAGUGAAGCCUACACAUUGUUUUCUGAGGCAUUUUCAAUGCUUCAGCAGGUCACUGGUCCGAUGCACCGUGAGGUGGCUAAUUGCUGCCGGUAUCUCGCCAUGGUUCUAUAUCAUGCAGGGGACAUGGCUGGUGCAAUUAUGCAACAGCACAAGGAAUUGAUCAUAAAUGAACGCUGCCUAGGCUUAGACCACCCUGAUACUGCUCACAGUUAUGGCAAUAUGGCACUUUUCUACCACGGGCUGAACCAAACAGAGCUCGCACUCCGGCACAUGUCACGGGCCCUACUCUUGCUGAGCCUUUCAUCAGGCGCUGAUCACCCCGAUGUUGCUGCUACCUUCAUCAAUGUUGCGAUGAUGUAUCAAGACAUAGGGAAGAUGGAUACUGCCCUUCGGUAUCUCCAGGAGGCAUUAAAGAAGAAUGAGAGGCUUCUAGGAGAAGAACAUAUCCAAACUGCAGUUUGCUAUCAUGCUCUUGCUAUUGCUUUCAACUGCAUGGGCGCAUUUAAGCUAUCUCAUCAGCACGAGAAGAAAACCUAUGACAUUCUUGUUAAGCAACUCGGUGAGGAGGACUCAAGAACGCGGGAUUCGCAGAACUGGAUGAAGACCUUUAAGAUGCGUGAGCUUCAGAUGAACGCUCAGAAGCAGAAAGGACAGGCUUUAAACUCUGCGUCUACCCAAAAAGCCAUUGACCUCUUGAAGGCUCAUCCUGACUUGUUGCUACAAGCUGCUGCUGCAGCAGGAGGUUCCGGAAGCUCGAGUGCCUCGAUCAACCCGACUCUCGCUCGAGGAAGAGGUGUUGAUGAGAGGGCCGCCCGUGCAGCUGCUGAAGCCAGGAAGAAAGCAGCGGCUCGGGGCAUCAUGAUCCGACAGAAUGGUGUUCCUGUCCACUUACAGCCCCUCACCCAACUCCUCAACAUCAUAAACUCUAGUGCGACUCCAGAGGCAGCGGCUAGUAAUAACAACGAAGAAUCAGAUGCAACGAAGACGGAAAUUAAUGGGCACACAGCUUGUGCCACGACAAAUAGCGGGGAAGAUAAAAAGGAAGAACAGGUGACUUCUCAGCAGGGUCAGCCCCCAGUCGGUUUGGGCCGAGGAUUGGCUUCCCUUGACUCGAAGAAGCAGAAGACACUGUCUAAAGCCAUGGUUUAAAAAGGUGAGAGGUCCUGUGACUUUUCGUUUUCCAUUGAGCAUAGAAGACAAACAAAUAUCACCUAUUUUUGGAGAAAAGUGGAAGUGUUCGAGAAUCAGUCCUUCAUUCUCAAGGAGGAAUCGGAGUUUUGGAAGUCAAAACUUACUAAUGAGAGGGGUGGUUUCUGAAGCGUGUCUCGAGUAUGAUCUUGCUGCAAGAUUCGGUUACUACUACUGUGCGGUCGAUACAGGGUUAAGUAUUCAAUAAAUUUUGAGGCAAGACUUUCUUUUGUCGUGAUAUUCCUGAAUUUUUUUGCAAAAUCAUGUGGAUGAAUCUCAUGUGAUAAGUAUUUUUGGGGCGAAUUUGUCGAAGCAUAUUGUUCGAUGGUAGGUGUCUUGUUCUUGUUUCUCCCUUUUAAUGUGUAAAAACAGCUUCCCAGAUGGGAUUGAACUAUUCCCACAUCCAAUAACAAAGCCAAAAUCCAUUUCGCUA
Molecule: messenger RNA, 4965 nt
Organism: Punica granatum (pomegranate)
Lineage: Eukaryota; Viridiplantae; Streptophyta; Magnoliopsida; Myrtales; Lythraceae
Source: RefSeq, a predicted model, not a curated record